This is a messenger RNA of Trichoderma asperellum CBS 433.97, 2151 nucleotides long. RefSeq lists its product as uncharacterized. NCBI's taxonomy places the organism in Eukaryota, Fungi, Ascomycota, Sordariomycetes, Hypocreales, Hypocreaceae. The record is from RefSeq and is a predicted model, not a curated record.
AUGCAGCGAUACCUGGCUCAGACUCCUCAAGAUGAUGCGGGAACGUAUGCUCGGCUGGUGCGAGUUCGGGAGUAUCCAUUCGAGGAUAGAGGUUACGCAUCUAUCAUUAUUCACUGCAUCCUGGCCCAAGAAAAAAUUGCGCAGCUUGAAAAGCCUCUGAUAGAAGAAGCCAAUGCUUCUCUCGAUUGUCCUCAGCUCACUACCUGUUGCCCCUUUAUUGCUUCUAGCAAAUUAUCUUGGGCAUACCAUAUUCAUUUCGGCCAUCUCAAGUUGGAAUUCCAUCCGCACCAUAUCAAGUCGUCUGAGACUCUAUAUGCAAAUGAAAAAUGGCAACAUCAAAAGAGCAUAUCUUGUUCGGCCCCAGGAUGCUCUAUGACAUUCUUUGGAGUUGAUGCGCUAUAUCAAUGGCUGGAUCAUAUUAGCGUACACAUGGAGCAGCUUGCCACUCCUCGCGAUCCGCAGGCCACAUCUAAGGCUGCGAAAGGCAGCGUUAAGCCCCUUCAAUUGCCAAACGAUUCCGAUACUAGAAUCACCCACGAAUACGAGCCCAAUGGGCAGCUCAUCUUGCAGGAAUCCCUUUGCGAGCUGCUGCAGCGCUCUAGUCUUGAGGACGAUCCUACGAGCACUGAUCAGCCAGAAAGUCGCCGAACUUUCUCCCCCACGUCCCCAACAGCCAUCUCGGACUACGCACAAACCGCUGAAGGAAACCUCAUAGUCAAUUCCGGAAUGAACAAUCAUUAUUCGAAUCAGAAUUAUUUAGAAAGCCAGCUACUGCCUCGCCGUUUGGCUCGAGAUGUAGCUUAUUCCUUCAACAAUCAUCCACAAAUGGAACAACAAGAACAAGAACAUCAUUCAAAUAUUUCAGAUUACUCAUCUAUAUCUUCAUUUUCGUCUUUCGAAGAGAUAUUUUCGCUCAAAAACUCAUCUAACAAUGAUACCAAUUCGGUCUCAAUCCUCAUUAGGGGGGAUGAUGAAGAAGCAGUUUUAUAUAACGCCGAGGCGGAACAAGUUUCCCGCUCAGAUUUGGUUAAUGAGUUUGCACGGUUUACUAUGUCAUGGUUUAUAGCCUGGACUGCAAAUCGGCGAAACAAUAUGGACUCCAAUUCACACGAUCAAGAGAUUCAAGCUUAUGAAAGACAGAAAAGCGGCCGAUGCGAAUGUGGAAAUAGGCGGAAACGUACUAGAGAAAAUGGCCAUGGCGGAAGGAACAAAAAACAACAAAAAAGAGAUGACAGCGAUGAAGAAGAUGAUCAUGACGAUAACAAACGCAAUAUUCCCUCUAUUGCAAAGAGUAUACCCAACAAAGACCCAAAAGACUUGGCCUGCCCAUUUUUCCAGAGGGACCAAUCAAGUUUUGGGCAUGGCAGAUGGAAACUAUGCGCCCAUGGCUCAUGGAAAAACUAUCAUAGAGUCAGAGAACAUGUAUAUCGUAAGCACAUACUUCCAGAGUAUCACUGCGACAGAUGCUUCGAAGAUCUCAGAGAUGCUCAGACUUUACUACAGCAUCAAAGUCCAUUACAGUGCGAACAAACAGCGCUUCUAUAUGCAACGGCAGAUCGAAUCUCUCAGCUAAAGAUGCCAAUGAAACGGGGAAUUGAAGAAUGUGAAAAAUGGGAAAAUAUGUAUCGCAUAUUGUUUCCUAGAGAUACUCAUAUCCCUAGCCCAUUUAAAGAGCAGCCAUUUUACAUCACUGAAGAAAUGAGAGUCUUGGCCGCAGAAAUUGAACGGAUUUGCAACUCUUCGUUUUCGGAUCCUCGCGCACAAAUGGAGCAAAUCAGGGGUAUCGCUGAACAGACAAUACGGAACAAUGCAACCAGUACAGACAUUGGGGCACCUGGAUAUGUUGGGACACCAAAUGUUCCAUCUACUCAUGAAUCAAUCAUGGAGUACAGGGGGCUAUCUGGAUUAGUCAUGGGCGAUUUACUUGCUGAAGAUCUAAUUCCAGCACUUGGCGGCCAAGAUAACCCCGCAUCUCAUACAUUGGAGUCACCUAAUAAUAUGGAUACUUAUUUUUUGGGAAAUUAUUUCCAAGUGGGCGAUGCACCUUACGCUGAACAAUUAUUUUUUGCAAGAGAUACUUCAGACGAUCAAGAUAUAUCUCAAACAGGAGGCACGCCUAAUGGUACCGAUGAACCAUCAUUGUGGAGAUGA